Messenger RNA from Trypanosoma brucei brucei TREU927, 789 nucleotides. RefSeq lists its product as hypothetical. Gene Ontology annotation, cellular component: endoplasmic reticulum lumen. Gene Ontology annotation, biological process: endoplasmic reticulum unfolded protein response; retrograde protein transport, ER to cytosol. The transcript has a single exon. NCBI's taxonomy places the organism in Eukaryota, Euglenozoa, Kinetoplastea, Trypanosomatida, Trypanosomatidae. The coding region runs from base 1 to 789 and encodes 262 amino acids. The record is from RefSeq and is a predicted model, not a curated record.
AUGUAUGCGACUCGUGCUAAGGUGCUGUUGUUCCGGUUAGCGACUUUCGUGCUUGUGUCUGUUGUGCGUGGCCAAGAGGAAGUCACUGAACACAAAUACAACAUCGUGUUCUCUCGCGACCCAGUCCCCAGUGGACUAAGUGAGGAACAGUACUAUCCAAUGCGGCUUAGCAACGGUUCGGCCUACUUGUGCGUGCUGCCUGACAUUACUGUCGAAGAGAAGAAGACACUUCAGGCCGAGGACAGUGAACUAGAUGUUCCGCUCUCCUUAGAACAUGUGGCUGUGGUUAACAGAGCGCUGAAGAACAUGUGCUACACGAUGGAGGAAUCGUGGUGGACGUACCGAUUAUGUUGGGGGUCAGGUGUGGAGCAGUUUCACCGUUCUGCGGUUGCCGGGGAUAGCAAAUCGAAUGCUCCGAAGCAAAUGAAAGAGGACCCGCACUUCGUGUUGGGAGUGGCCCCACCUGCGGACGUGUUGGACUUGCGCUACGGCGUGAACACAAAAGGCUUGCGAUAUAUUUACACCAUAUACAGCGAUGGUUUAACGUGUGAUCUCACACAACUCCCCCGGACAACGGAGGUGCAGUUGUACUGCGCACGCGAGGGCGAAGGUAACAGUCCAACUAUGCGUGUGCGAGAGGCAGAAGUGUGUCGCUACAUCGUUAGUUUAACAGCCAAAGAGGUGUGUCUACUAGGGUUGAAGGAAAUUCAACAGCGGUAUGGUGUGAUUACGUGUCAUGAAACAAAACCCACGAACACAGUAGAUUGGAACAAUAAACAACAGGGUUAG